Messenger RNA from Paramecium sonneborni, 3913 nucleotides. The record is from the annotation of a GenBank genome assembly. Lineage: Eukaryota; Ciliophora; Oligohymenophorea; Peniculida; Parameciidae.
AUGAAUUAAUAGUUCUCUUAAUAGAAUUUCAUAUACCUUCCAAGCUAUUAAAUCACUAUCAUAAUUCAAUUUAAAAAAGGAUCUGGAUCAUAAGGUACAGUAUAUCAAGGUUUUAUAAAAAACACAAAUUAAAAAGUGGCUCUAAAAGUAGUUAAAGAAUUAAAUUCUAAAGAGGAGAUAAUUCUAAGGAAUAUAUAAUAGAAAAAACCUAAAAACAUCAUAGGAGUAUAUGCAAUUGAAAAAUUGAAUAAUAUUUAUUAUAUUGUAAUGGAAUUAGCAGAAAUGGAUUUAUUUUAGUAUAUAAAUACUAAUGAAUUUAUUAAUUAAGAUAUCCACGAAAAAAAUUAACUAUUUUAUCAAGUAUUUUAUAAAACUAUUUUAGAUGGUUUUAGGACUUGAAGAAUUUCAUAAUAUGGGUUAUUUUCAUAGGGAUUUAAAACCAGAAAAUUAUGUAUGUUGCCGCGAUUAAGAAUAAAAAUUAAUAAUUAAAUUAAUUGAUUUUGGUCUUUCCAAAAAUCAAUCAGAUUCAGAUAGAUAAACUUUAAAUAUAGGAACACCUUAUUAUAUUGCUCGUGAAGUUCUAGAAAAUGAAAACUAUACAAAAGCUAUUGAUGUUUGGGCUAUGGGAAUAAUUUGGUAUGAAAUAUUAACCAGAAAAUUAUUUUUUGAUGGUAAAAAUAUUUUUAUUCUAGGUAUGAAUUAAUUUAUGAUCAUAAAUUAGAUCAAUUAAAUUAAGCAAAAUGAAAUAUAUUAAAAAAUUGAUGUAAUUGAUAAUGUUUAAAAUAAUGUAAAAGAAAUUCUAAAAUAAAUGAUUUGUCUAGAUAGUGAGAGAAGAAUCAAAUUAGAUGAUGUUAGAAAUAAAUUAAAGGAAAUCAUAAAUCAAAGAGAUAGGUAAAAUAUUGAGGAGUUGAAAUAGAAUUUAUAGAAAGAAUUUUAAGAAAAAGAAAGAAACUUGAUGUAAAUUAAUUAGAUAAAAUUAAACGAACUAUCUCAAAAUAUGAAAUAAAAAUAAGAAGAGGAAAUUGAAUAAAUAAAAUAGUAAUUAUAAUCUCAUUAUAAUUAAUUAAUUUUAAAUAAGGAAAAUGAACUUAGAAAAGUGAUAGGAUAAUAAGAAUUAACAAUAAAUUAGAACAAGGAAUAAUAGAAAUUGUAAUAAGAAUUAUAAUUUCAAGCUUAAAUUAAUAAAUACAAAGCUUAAUGUUAAAUAGAAUUUGAUUAAAAAAUAUAAGAAGAAGCUUAAAGACUUAAAAAUCAAAUUAGAGAAAGUUUGUUAAGAAAAAAACAAUUAGAAGAUGAAUAAAUAAAAAAAAAAAUAUAAUAAGAAACAGAAUUAAAAUAUUAAAAAGAAUUAAAAGCAAAAGAAUAAGAAUUAUAAUUGCAGGCUUAAAAAUAAUAUGAAAAUGAACUUAAUCUUAAAAAAUAAUCAUUAAAAAACACAAUUAAUAUAUUAAAAGAUGCUAUAAAUAAUUCUAUAGGAGUUAUUGAAAAAUAAAAAUAAGAAAUCCUUAGUUAUUAGUAAAGUUAAUGCGAUUUACAAAAUCUUUUAUAGUUAAUUAUCAAUUUUAUAAAUGAAAAGAAAGAAGAGUUAAAAAAAAUAAGCAAAGAAGAGAAUAAUUUAGAAAAUUUGGAAAUAUUUAAAUAAUAUUCUUGGAUUUUGAAUUUAGAAAAUUAAUAUAAAAAUUAAUUCUAGAUACUCAAUUAAGAAACCAACAUAAUUAAUUAAGAUAUUUAAAAAUUUAUUAUAAAAUUCUAAAAAGAAUAAUAAAUAAAAUAGAUGGAAGAUAAGUAGAAUUAAGAAUAACAAAUAUAUUAAUAAGCAAUCAAAGAUUAUUAUUUAAAAUAUUAAUCGUUAAAAAAUGAAUUUGAUUAAUUAUAAAAUUCAGUUGAAAACAUAAAGAUUAAAUGUCAAAAUUAUUCUUAUUUUAAUUAAAGAGUUAACGAUAAAUUUUAAUAAUUAAAAUAAAAUUCUAAUAUAAUUGCUUUAUAAUUAAAUUAACUUAUAUAGUUUUAUUAAGGAGAAGAGAAUUGUAUUUCUGGAGUCUUACUCAAUUUUAUUUACAUAUAAUAAUAAGACAUUUAACAUUUAUUAGAACUAUUUAGAGAAAGAAUUCAAGAAUUAAAUGAUUUACUCAUAGUUUAAGAAUAAGAAUUAAAAUAAGAGAAGUGUUAUUAUAUGAAUUAAAUGGAUGAUUAGAUUUAUGAAAUAAAUUACAAAAUUAAAAAUAGUAUGAAAUUUUAAGAUGAAAAUCAAAAUGAUAUUAUAUAUAACUAAUUAGAAGAGAAAAAGAAUAAAAUUUAAUAGUUAAAACAAUAAUUAACCUCAUUAAGUUAAAAUGAACUAUCAAUCAGUAAUUACAUUUAAAUUAAGAAUUGUUUUUAAUAAGAGAUAGAUAGUGUAAAAAUUUUAACAAAGUAAUUAUUAGAAAAUUAACAAAAAGACACUUAACUAAAAAUAAUUACACAGAAAUAAAUUGAUUUUUUGAUGGAUGUAUAGAGUAAAUCUUCAUAAUUUCAAGGAUCAAUGAAAGAACUUAUAGUUUAAUUGAAUUCUUUAAAAAAUUAAUGCAGCCUAUUUAAAAAUGAAUAGAUUAACAAUCUUUUAGAUUAAAAAGAGAAGGAAUUAAAUGAUUUAAUGCAACAAGCUAAAGAAAAGUUUGAUGAAUUUUCAUAAAAGACUAAUCAUACUUAAGAAUCUUAAAAAAUAAUUAAUUAAAUAAAAGAAGAAUGUAAUCAGUUUCAAGUUGAAAUAGAAAAAAAAAAAUAAGAAUAAAAUUAAUAAAUAAUCGAGUUAGAUAGAUUAUAUUAAUAAACUUUAUCUAAAAAUGAAUCUUAAACAGAAAAGGAUUAUUAAUAGAUUUAAGAAGCUUUGAAGAAUUUAAAAUAAAAAUUAAAUUCAAGUUCUCAGGAAUUUUUAGGUCUUGAUAUCAAAAAUUAUAAUUAUGAUUAUAUAGUUAAUAACCAAUAAUAAAGCCAAAAUUAGUUUAAUGAGUUAUUAGAAAUGAUUAAAAGUUAUCUUACUAUGUCUGAAUAAAACUAAAAUGUAAGUUAAGAAUUAAAAAAAAAAUUGUAAACAAUUACUUUUUAAUUUUAAAACAAGGAUUCCAUUUCUAAAUUAGCAGAAUUAUAGCAGAGAACUCAAGUGAAGUCUAAAGAAUUAAUUAAAAUGAUAGAAGUAAUUGAGAAAUACAAAAAUUAAAUUAAAUUCUCAAACUUAGAAGAAGAGCAACGAAAAUAAAAAAGUUGGAUGGAAAUACAAAAAUCUAUCGAAGAAUUAAAUUUUAAUUUAAUAGAAUUUAAAGGACAAAUUGAUGGAAUGCGUUAGUCUAAUUAUUAAGAAAACUAUUUAAAAAAAAAAUAUAAAGAUUUUGAAGAGAAUGUUAACAAUCUUUGUUAAAAAAUACCUUAAAAGGCAGAACUUAAACAUUUGGAAAUAACUUUUUAAUAAAAUCAUUAAUCUUUUACAAUUUUAUAUUUACUUAUAAUAAUAAUUAAAGCUUAUAACCUAAAAAGAUAUUCAAUGAGAUUAAAAGAAUAAAAAGAAUAAUCAAAGAAUAUAUAUUUGCAAUAAAAUUAAUUAUAAUAAUUUCAUGUAAAUAAUGAUAGAAACUAAUUAUUAAAAAAAGCUUUAAAUUAUAUAAUGGAAGCUAAUUGCAUAAUAGAAAAAUAUGAAUUAUGUUUAUAAAAAAAAAGAUUUAUUUAUAACUAUGAAGAACAAACUAAAGAUGAUUAGAUGCUUGAUAAUAAUAUAAAAGAUAUAUAAAAUUUCAUAAAAAUCCAACAUUCUGUAAAGAUAAGGGGAUUUCUCAAAGAUUAUAAAUAGAUUAAUGAUCAAUCUUAAGAAUCACUAGAAUUCUGUGAUAUAAGUGUUUUAUUUAAGUAAUUUUAUUAACUGACAGGAAAGAAAUAAAUCUGA